UCCAAACAAACAGUUCUUAAAAUUACUAACAACCUUUCUGCAGAUCCUCAGUUGGCUUUUGUUCCCCUUUCCGAUGAUCUCCAGUUUCUUCCACAGAUUCUCGAUGGAUUCAGAUCUGGACUCUUACUGGGCCGCUCCUACACAAUGAUAUUGUCGUCCUUUAAUCAUUUCUUCACCACUUUGGCUGCAUGUUCCAGAUCAUUGUCUUGUUAGAAUGUUCAAUGCUGUCCAGUGUGAAGAUCUGCAGAUUUUUUUUUAUGCUGUCAUCUUUUCUCAGGGUGCACUUUGCUUUGACUAGGCUGCCUUAGCCGCCGACUAACAUUACUGAAUUAUUACCUUUCUACCAUGGUGAUGUUCUUGAGCGUGAAUGCUUCUUCUAACAGCUCCAUUUUUUCCCAUCCCACUAGAAAACUGAUUGCCAGGUAAGUUUCUACAAAAGCUUGGCACGUUUUUGUGUCUUUGUCUUGUAGAGAUGCAGUCCUCCUUGGUUUGCAUCUAUGGAGACCAGCCUUAUUUAGUGGUGGUUAAAGUGUCGGUCUUUAGAUGUUGGUACCAGAACAGUUCAGAUUCACCAGGAUGGUCUUGGUGGUGGUGAUCUUUGGUUUCCUCUUGAAUCUCACUUUUCGCACACUUUUCUUGGAUAUUUUUCAGUGUGGAGCCUUUUGUACUUUCUGAUGCUGAUUUACACUGUGACUAGUGUAAACUUUACAAUGGCUUUACAGUCUUUCUGUGACAGACCCUCAUAGUCCCCCCAAGAUGUUUGGUUUAGGUCACGACUUGCAAUAGAUUAGUGACUAGAGAACUAGUGCUUCAGGUUUUCUAAAUUUAUGGUGUAUAAGAAUGAUGUAGAAAUUACUGGGAACAUUUGGAAAGGGAUAAAUGCUGCAUUUUCUCAUGAAUAAGUGAUAUGACUAAUUUUGUACUUGGUUGUUAAAAACAAAUGUAGAAAUCGUUCAAAUUCACAUCUCCAACACAAUAUCUUAUCAUUUUUUGUCAAUUGUUGUGAUUUCUUAUGUAAUUUCCAUCCAGAAGAUAACCUUUGACCAAAUACGAAGUCAUUAUUCAUAUAAAUCGACUCUGAAGAAGGUGUGGACUAUUUCGUGGGUCAACGCUGUUGGACCAAUCAGAAUGCAGCAGCCUCCAGUGGGCGCGGCUUAGGCGCAGUUACGACAGAGAGCGUCAUCAAACAGGAACCAGCCGGUUUUAUCUCAUCAAUGACCGCCGGUCGACCGGUUUUAUUUUACGGAGCUCUUCUUCUGUUGACCGGAGCUCUGCUUUUUCUCCAUUCUCUGGUUGUUGCAGGCGGUAAGAACGAUUUCACCGACACUUGGCUGCUGUUAUUUCUCGGCCCCUCGAAAGACAAAAAAGCUUCAGUGCGGCAACAUAGUAAGGUGCAAACAUUUCAAAGGGCAAACCUGAAAGGAGCCUGAAAGAUUCAGAAGUGGAAGAAAAGCAGAGGGAAACUUUAUCAUCAUCCUGAAGAACUAUGGAACUGUCACUGGCUCACCCGGCCAUCAAAGCCUUCAUGUGUGGCUCCUUCAGUGGGACCUGCUCCACGCUGCUGUUCCAGCCUCUGGACCUGAUCAAGACCCGUCUGCAGACGCUGCAGAGCGGCGUGCAGCCCGGCUCAGGCAGAGUGGGCAUGAUGUCGGUGCUCCUCAGCGUCGUUCGGACAGAGAAGCUGCUGGGACUGUGGAAAGGAGUUUCACCGUCCUUUGCUCGCACCAUCCCAGGAGUGGGCAUCUACUUCAGCACCUACUACUCUGUGAAGCAGCACUUCUUCCAGGACGGCAGCCCGGGGGCGGUGGAGGCCGUGCUGCUGGGAGGAGGAGCCCGGAUGGUGGCGGGGGUCGUGAUGCUGCCGGUUACUGUCAUCAAGACACGCUUUGAAUGUGGCAGGUACAGUUAUGGGAGUGUAACCGGGGCUCUGCGCAGCGUCUGUCGGACUGAAGGUCCUGCUGCUCUGUUCUCUGGACUCACGGCGACGCUCCUCAGAGACGUUCCUUUCUCUGGGAUCUACGUCAUGUUCUACAGUCAGACCAAGGCCUCGCUGCCAAAAGAGAUCAGCUCCUCUCCUUCGGCCCCGCUGGCUAACUUCAGCUGUGGGAUCCUGGCCGGCGUUCUGGCCUCCCUGAUCACUCAGCCGGCCGAUGUGGUCAAAACACACGUUCAAGUGAAUCCGCAGUCCCUGAGGACGGCAGAGGCGAUCAGAAUCAUCUACACGGAUCAUGGACUCCAGGGCUUCUUCAGGGGGGCAGUUCCUCGGUCUCUGAGGAGGACGAUGAUGGCAGCCAUGGCGUGGACGGUGUAUGAGCAGAUGAUGGCACACAUCGGGCUGAAGUCGUGAAAGAACGUCGAUCAGAAACAAGGAAGAGAUUGAAGACUGUGAUGAGCGCACUGGAAGGAACUGCUUCAGUGGAGUUGCUCAGAGGAGUGCCGAAGGCUUUCUAAAAUGUUUCACGGCCCGGUGAGGAAGGAAGCGAACCAGUAGUUGUCUAAAUGACUGACAGGAACGUUAAAAGAGAGAUGUGGACGAUCUACUGUCUAAAAUGUGUCUUAUAGCUGAAAAUUGGGGAAGCUUGUGCCAUGUAACUCUGAUGUUUUCUCUUGCACUAUUUGGAGAUUUUGCUCGUUUUAGAAAGGCCUCAGUGGAAUUUCCAGCAUGUGUGUGUCUUGGCUUCUGGGGAUUAUAUUCGGUCAAAAGACUGCAGUGACACAGUCCAUGAUUACUUAAGACUGUGCCACAGAUAAAGCUCAGAUUUCUGUCAUUCACUUCAAUCCCAGCAGCAGUAGAUUAACACCCUUAGUGCCGUCAUUUAGGAGUCUCUGUGCCUUGUAAAUAACACUAUUCUAUUUAUAUUCUAACAGAUUAUUUUUUUAAAAAGUAAAAUAUGUGCUUUUGAAUGCUGCCUUAAAAUUGAAUCAUCUCAUAUUUCAAGUGUAUUUGAAUGCAAUUGUAUUUUUUCAGAAGUAUUUGACCUUUUUAAAGAUGCUUGAUGGAUUAAAAUUAUGUAAAACAAA
Acanthochromis polyacanthus (spiny chromis) is the source of this 3021-nucleotide messenger RNA. Its product is annotated as mitochondrial glycine transporter A-like. Gene Ontology annotation, cellular component: mitochondrion; mitochondrial inner membrane. NCBI's taxonomy places the organism in Eukaryota, Metazoa, Chordata, Actinopteri, Pomacentridae. The transcript is spliced from 8 exons. Gene Ontology annotation, biological process: glycine import into mitochondrion. Bases 1487 to 2347 code for a protein of 286 amino acids. Gene Ontology annotation, molecular function: glycine transmembrane transporter activity. The record is from RefSeq and is a predicted model, not a curated record.